UGCUGAGGGAGGAAAGUUGGUGAGAAAAAGAAGGCUAAGAAGCACUCAACUCUCUGAUCACAUAUUUUCUUCCCCAAAACCUAUUUUUUAAAUUUCAGAAUAAAGUGUAUUUAUUUAGAAAGGUUCAGAAUGCCAACAAAGCAGCUGCAACUUUUCUUACCCCCAAUUACAGAGUGGUAUUCAGUUAACAGAACAGCAAUUAUUUUAUAUAAGCUGUAUCAGAGGCAAUGGAAGUUGAAAAAUUACCAUCCCCAAAUAUAACUCAUUUGUUCUGUGCCCCAAGAAUCUGCUUUAACUUUCCAUGCAAUUUACAACCCCCAUUCUGUACCAGGCAGAGUGUGACUAUUGAGAAUACUACCAGAAUGGGGUUGUCUAAAGACACAUUUGGUAAUGUGUUAAUUAUAAAAGAAAGACACUGUACAGUUUAAAAACAAAUCUUAUAAGGCUUACAUUUCAAAUUUUUCUUUUUAGAAAAGAUGAGUCUGGUACAAAAGGAGGGUUAGAUGCUUUAUGGCAAGAAAAAAAAAAAAACCGCUAUAAUCAACUUCUUCUCCCUAAUUUUUUUGGGGGUACUGGGGAUUGAACCCAGGGUGCUUUACCACUGAACUAUUACAUCCCCAGCCUUUUUAUUUUAUUUUAUUUUUUAAAUUUGAGACAGGGCCUUGCUAAGUUGCUGAGGCUGGUCUCAAACUUGCAGUCUGCUUUCCUCAACCUCCUUGCUAGAAACUACAGUGGCCACAUGGUCUGUCCCCAUCCUGCCUCUCCAGCCUCAUCUCUCCUGACCUGUUUCUCUUCCACAAAUGGCAAUCUCCCUUCAGAUCUUUUGUACCUGCCUCCCCUCCUGGAGUGUUUCCUCUAACUUUAACUCACUCUGAUAAAAGUCUGUUUAUCCUGCAGGUCUCAUCUUAGACAUGUUCUCAGGGAGGGCCCCUGAUCCUGGGCAUGGGUUCUUUUCCUUCACAAUACCCUCGCAAUUAUAAUGUAUAUUAAUAUUAUUUGUUUAAUGUCAUCUCCCCUUUUAGAUUCUAGAACUGUAAUAAUAGGAACUAUUUCUUUGUAUUUAUUGCUGUAGCCUUAUCCCAAGGUAGUGUCUGGUAUAUAUUUACUUUGAAUAAUUAUUAAUAGGAAAUGGAAUAAAAGUGGUUGGUGCUGGUGCCAAGAUCAAACUGGGUGGAGAGUCACCCUUGGAUGACCCACUUGGCAACAGGAUCCUGGGAAUGGAGGAAGAGUGUUCUCAUUCCUGUAGAGACCCACUCAGGAUUGAGAUGGCUUACUGUGUAAUGUGAAGCAUUAGAGGAGGUGAGAGGACCUCAUUGUUUAAACUGCCUACUUGCCUAACUGACCCUAUGUCACAGAUCUUCAGGACUGUUUUCUGUUUGUUCAACUCCUUAUCUUACCCUCAUCCAAAAAUUGUGGGAUGCUUCUGUGAAGUUCUUUCUCAGAAUGCAUUGCACACCUAAAUCACAUAUCUGUUGGGAUUGUUCAUGAACCACAGGAGGUUAGAACUUCUGCUGCUGGCUCGAGUCCACCCUCCGUCAGCUCACACGUGCUUGGUGCUUCUAUGUGCCAGUUGCUCUUAUGUAAUUAUCUCUACAGAUGAGAGAGCCAAGGUGGAGAGAGGAACUAACUUAUCCAGGGAAUUUUAUAUGUAAUUUAUGUAAAAAGUGGCCGAGUAUAUGGAUGACUUCCCCAGGAACACCAGUAUGUUAAUUUGUUAGGACUGCUGUAACAAAGGCCACAGACUGGCUUAAACAACAGAAAUUUAGGUUGUAGUUCAGCUCCUUGAGGAGGCUUGCUUGUCUCUAGGUGGUGUGUUCCACCUUGACAGCUGCGACCAGCAGCAAGGCCUGCCCAGAGCCCUCACCCGGGGUAACUGUAAAGUGCUCAUCAGGUGCCUCUGAAUAUAAUUAAAACAGAAAACAGGAAGAUGGCAGCAAAUCCUUCAGGACAAGGUUUUCAAAACAAAAAUAGAGUUGCAAUCUUGGCAGAACCGGACAAAGAGAAAAGAAAAUUACUUAUGCAGAACCAAUCUUCAACAAAUCAUCCUGGAGCUAGCAUUGCCCUCUCCAGACCUGCACCUAAUAAGGACUUCCGGGAUCACGCAGAGCAGCAGCAAAUGGCAGCCCAGCAGAAGGCAGCUUUGCAGCACGCUCACGCACGUUCGUCUGGAUACUUCAUUACUCAAGACUCUGCAUUCGGGAAUCUUAUUCUUCCCGUUUUACUGCGCCUUGACCCAGAAUGAACAAAAAAACUGUGAUGAAAAUGACUUUGUAAUACCAAAUGCCAAAGCUACUCUCAUUCAGUGCUGUACACACUGUGAUGUUCAGAAUUUUUGUGAACUUACGUGUUUUUUUUUUUUUUUUUUUUCUUCUUUAAAAGAAAGGAAUAUGUAAGUGGGAGCAAAAAGCAGG
Messenger RNA from Sciurus carolinensis (gray squirrel), 2411 nucleotides. Its product is annotated as SOSS complex subunit C-like. Bases 1928 to 2242 code for a protein of 104 amino acids. The transcript has a single exon. Lineage: Eukaryota; Metazoa; Chordata; Mammalia; Rodentia; Sciuridae. Gene Ontology annotation, cellular component: SOSS complex; nucleoplasm; nucleus. The record is from RefSeq and is a predicted model, not a curated record. Gene Ontology annotation, biological process: DNA repair.